This is a messenger RNA of Medioppia subpectinata, 690 nucleotides long. The record is from the annotation of a GenBank genome assembly. NCBI's taxonomy places the organism in Eukaryota, Metazoa, Arthropoda, Arachnida, Sarcoptiformes, Oppiidae.
CGGGAUGUGAUCAACGAAUACAACACCAGCUCUCAGGCGCUUCUCAAAGCCCAGGGAGUCUAUAAAACACACAUAAAUACAGAAUACGUUCCGAUCACACAUUUUAUAAGCGCCGAGCGCUGGGACUUUACGCCCGGAUCUAUGGGUCAGCCCUCGCGUAAUACCGAGAUUAAAGUCGUAGACACAAACACCGGACACAGUCUACCCGUCAAUACAGAGGGACUGAUAUGCGUGAGAGGACCCAAACUCUUCACCGAAUAUCUCAACAUCGGUUCCACCUAUGAUAUAGACUCCGAGGGUUGGCUCCGGACGGGAGAUAUCGGACACUACGAUGAGAGGCACCGGUUGUUCAUCACAGACCGGAUCAAAGAGAUGAUCAAAUGGACGACAUAUCCGGUCUCUCCCACAGAGUUGGAGCUCUUCCUACAGACACAGCCAUCGGUGGCCGAAGUGGCCGUCAUUGGUGUCAGUCAUCGCACUGAGACUCAGUGGCCCCGGGCUUAUGUGGUCCGGAGGCCCGGCUAUACCACCACCGGUCAAGAGCUGUGCCAAUAUGUGUCCGACUCCCUGGGCUUUGAGAAGCGCCUGAGAGCUGGUGUUGUAUUCGUUGAUCACAUCCCGAGAACUAACAUCUCAAAAGUGGACCGAAAAUACUUCAAACAAUUGGUGGCCAACGAGUUGUUGGACUAA